AUGUUUCGAAGUCGACAUCAGAAAGGUUACUUCUCUGUGUUUUACAGCCUAGGUAGCAGUCCGUUACAAUUCUGGUCCACACAUAUACAAAACGGUUACAUCAAACGCGUCGUAGAUGAGGAUGUCAAGUCCGUGGUUAUGGAAAUUAUAGGUUCAAAUGUAUCCACCACCUACAUCACAGGACCACGAGAUCCCAAAAUGUCCUUUGGGAUCAAAUUACCCUUCUUAGUGUUGCUUAUUAAAAACCUACACAAAUAUUUUACAUUCGAAGUUAAAAUUUUAGAUGACCAACGUUUUAUGCGCCGCUUCCGCGUUUCAAAUUUCCAAAGUAAAACGUCUGUCAAGCCCUUCUGCACCGCUAUGCCAAUGGGUAUGUCCCCGGGCUGGAAUCAAAUACACUUUAACUUAGCCGACUUCACGCGCCGUGCUUACGGCACCAACUACUUGGAAACAGUGCGUCUGCAGAUACAUGCCAACGUUCGCAUACGGCGAAUUUACUUUACAGACCGCCUAUAUUCUGAGGAAGAAUUACCCAAUGAAUUUCGUUUAGUUUCCAAGCGAACGGAGAAAAAGAAAGCACGUGAAUAUAAAGUGCCUGCCGCACGUCCGCCAUCUCCAGCCAAAUCAGCAGCUACAACUGAACGAGCCGGCUCUCCUGGUGGCGAAACAUCUGCUUCCGAACUGCCUACUGACAUGGAAAAAUACUAUUGAUAUUAGUUUUGAAGUCCUCAAAUAAGUAGGAUUGAAAGCUCCCUGAAAAGGCAUCGCAUAGAUAUAUUUAUAUACAUUAAUGUAAGGGUGACUCUAAAUUA
Messenger RNA from Rhagoletis pomonella (apple maggot), 812 nucleotides. RefSeq names its product cilia- and flagella-associated protein 20. Gene Ontology annotation, biological process: cilium assembly; regulation of cilium beat frequency involved in ciliary motility; positive regulation of cell motility. The transcript has 3 exons. NCBI's taxonomy places the organism in Eukaryota, Metazoa, Arthropoda, Insecta, Diptera, Tephritidae. The record is from RefSeq and is a predicted model, not a curated record. Bases 1 to 711 code for a protein of 236 amino acids. Gene Ontology annotation, cellular component: ciliary basal body; motile cilium.